GUGGAGAACGCCAAGGUGCUCAUGGUGGGCGCCGGGGGCAUCGGGUGUGAACUUUUGAAAACGCUCGUCUUGCACGGAUUUCGAGACGUCACGGCGAUCGAUUUGGACACCAUCGACGUGUCGAAUUUGAACAGGCAGUUUUUGUUCAGGCGGCGGCACGUGGGGAUGGCGAAGAGCGAGGUGGCGAGGGAGUCGGUGUUGAAGUUUAGACCAGAAGCGAAGAUUUCGGCGCUGCGAGCGAACGUGAAGGAGGCGAGAUUCGAUAAGGAGUAUUUUAAGGGGUUCGACGUCGUGUUGAAUGGAUUGGAUAACUUGGAGGCUCGACGACACGUCAAUCGGUUGUGUCUCGCGGCGGAAGUGCCGCUCGUGGAGAGUGGGACGACUGGAUAUAAAGGGCAAGUCACCGUGCACGCGCGCAAACAAUGCGCGUGCUUUGAGUGCACGGAGAAGCCGACGCCGAAGAGUUAUCCGAUCUGUACGCUGAGGGAUACGCCGGACAAACCGAUUCAUUGCAUCGUGUACGCAAAAGAGCUUUUAUUCAGCAAACUGUUCGGCGAUGCGAGCGUGCAGAGCGAUUUAGAUGAGGAGGACGCGGUGGAAGCCGGGGCGUUUCGCCGAAACGAAGGAGAGUCCGGCGUGGAUUUCGCCAAACGCGUUUUUGCGUACGUUUUCGGGUCAAAGAUCGAGGGUUUGCUGCUGAAGGAUGACAUGUGGAAGACGAGAUCCAGACCGAAACCGCUGAAAUCGGCGGACGUAGGCUUAGAUUGCGAGUUUGUGGAGACCGAUUCAUCGGCGUCGAGUGCGCGACGAGCGCAUGGUCUGAUGGAUCCCCACGUGGUUUGGUCCCCGACCGAGUGCGCGAAGGUGUUUGUGAGCGCCACAGCCCGACUUGUAGAGCGCGAGCGCCCGAUUGAGUUCGACAAGGACGACGACGACGCCGUGGAAUUCGUUACGGCGGUGAGUAAUUUGCGCUCGGUGAAUUACGGUAUUCCUCCGCAAAGCGUAUUCGACGCCAAGGGUAUGGCUGGAAACAUCAUCCACGCCGUCGCGACGACCAACGCGAUCGUAUCCGGUCUCAUCGUCAUAGAGGCGAUCAAGAUUCUUCAUAAAAGAAUGGACCAAACCCGGUACACGUUCGUCCUCGAGCACGCGAGCAACGGACGUUUGCUGCAACCCAUGUCGAAAGACGACCCGAAUCCAAAGUGUGCAGUUUGCGGGAACGCACGCGUGGAAUUAGUGUGCGACACCACAAAGUUCACGAAGGGCGACCUAGUGAAGCGCGUGCUCAAGGGGAAGUUCAGCGUGAACGAGCCCACCGUGCAGUUUGGUGGGAACCUCCUUCACGAGACGGGCGAGGAUUUAGACGAAGACGAGGUGGAGCACUACGCUUCGCUCGACCCGCGCACCUUAGACAAGCUCCCGGGCGGUGGCGUCGUGAACGGGACUAUUUUACUCAUCGAGGAUUACUCGCAAGAUUUCAAGUUUGAGCUCAUGGUGACCCACCGCGAAGAUUGGGACGAUGAGAAGGAGCCGGACGGUUUCAUCGUGCGCGGC
This is a messenger RNA of Ostreococcus lucimarinus CCE9901, 1554 nucleotides long. RefSeq lists its product with no specific name. Gene Ontology annotation, biological process: protein sumoylation. Gene Ontology annotation, molecular function: SUMO activating enzyme activity. Gene Ontology annotation, cellular component: cytoplasm; SUMO activating enzyme complex. The annotation marks the transcript as partial. The transcript has a single exon. NCBI's taxonomy places the organism in Eukaryota, Viridiplantae, Chlorophyta, Mamiellophyceae, Mamiellales, Bathycoccaceae. The record is from RefSeq and is a predicted model, not a curated record.